Molecule: messenger RNA, 1366 nt
Organism: Bacillus rossius redtenbacheri
Lineage: Eukaryota; Metazoa; Arthropoda; Insecta; Phasmatodea; Bacillidae
Product: PDZ domain-containing protein 11-like
Exons: 2
Coding region: 1-459 (152 amino acids)
Biological process (GO): cell-cell adhesion; chemical synaptic transmission; receptor localization to synapse
Cellular component (GO): neuromuscular junction; neuron projection; basolateral plasma membrane
Molecular function (GO): protein binding
Source: RefSeq, a predicted model, not a curated record
AUGUACAGAGUUCAGAGACUUGCGCUUAGAGGCUAUACCGCGCUGGAAACACCAGCGAGCGUCGCGCUUAUCAUCCCGCCUCACCAACAAACAUACACCCCUGAUGAGGCGGGCCCCUUAAGGUAUUACUGUACCUCUGUGGCCGGUGGUGCAACGUGUGUUUGGGCGUGCCCCAGGGCUGGCGAGGCGGGCCGGCCGCGGACGGUGACCCUGGAGCGGGGGCCGGGCGGGCUGGGCUUCAGCAUCGUCGGGGGCCGCCGCGGCCCGCACGGGGACCUGCCCGUGUACGUGAAGACGGUGUUCGAGAUGGGGGCGGCGGCGCGCGCCGGGGGCCGGCUGGGCCGCGGCGACCGGAUCCUCGCCGUGGACGGGGCGAGUCUGGAGGGGCUCACACACCAGCAGGCUGUGGAGGUGCUGAGGAGGGCGCAGGGGACCAUCACGCUCACCGUCCUGUCCUAGCGCUCUCCCUCCGGCCCCCUCCAUCGAGACUGCACCUCCCGCCGCCUGCCGGGACAGUUCGUUUGGAUGCCCGUGUGUCCGGACCGUGGAAAGGCGUACCUUUAAAGUAUUAUUAGGAAGACCGUACCUCUAGAACUCUGCCGCCAAGAAGUGUCAAAUGUUGAAAAAUGGUUCUGGUAUGUAAAUUUCAGCCUAGUUUCGUUUGUCACUGUUGAUGUGUACACUGUACACGUACCAGUUGGACGAAAAUGAUUUCGCUCAGUAUUUUCUCUGCACCUAGAGUAUUAAAUCUAACAAAAAAAAAGUUUUGACAUAAAUUAAAGUUGUAUACUUGUAAAGUGUUAGCAUGUUGUGCAAGUCAAUUUGAUAUAUUAUAGAUUAUUUUAGAAUACUUUCAUUGGUUUUGUUAAUGACAAGAAAGGAGUGAAUUACACCCACUCAAUCUAUUUAAUAAUGACUUAAACUGACACUUCUUGAUCUUUAUUUAUUUGGUAUGUAGUUAUUUAUGGAUUAAUUGUAUAUUUUCAAAUAAAAACCUAUGAUAAAGAAAUUUUUUUUGAUGGAGAUUGUAGGGUAUAUACUACUAGACCAGAAUUAUUUCAUCGACUGUUUUAAUUUUACCUUCUACAUAAUGGAUGCUGUUGUGUGAGCAAAUAAAAGAACUUCAAGCACCACAAGAUGUUGAAAAUAAUUUGUGACUGCAGCAUUGCUUAUGUUAUAAACAAUUUAACUGCAUUAAAAGUGUAAAUUGUGAGGAAUGAAAUUGCUCUCGAAGAAGUGAUUAGACUUCUGAAGUGAAUUGCAUGAUGACAGGGUUUGAUUGGGACCAUAGUUUGUUCAGCUGACUUAAGAGUUCAUGAGUGUAAUGCAGGGAGCCGAAAUGUUUUGAUUAAAGUGCUUGAAUUUA